AUGUCAUUCUGGCAGAAUAUACAUUCACAACAGGAGGAAGCUACAAUUGAUUAUGAUGACUAUGAUGAAGAUGAGGUUCAAAUCGUUAAAGAAUCAGAUAAAUAUGAUCAAAUACAUGUAAAGAUUGAAGAGUUACAACGUAGUUCACAACAACGAGACAAAGAUGAUGAUGACGAUGACAAUGUUGACGAAUAUGAUGAGGAUGAAGUGUUCAACUCACAGCAACAACGACAACAACAAUCGACAAAGCCAACUACAUCAACGACAUCAACAUCAACAACAUCAACAACAAACAACAACACUCAACCAAUCAAGAGACCAAGAGAUGAAACAACGAGUACUGAACAUAAUGAUGUAUCGAUAAAGAUUAAGAAGUCAAGAAUAUUUGGACCUCCAAAUGAGGUCAAACAGGAGCCUCCAUUCGACGUAUCAUCACUCAGACCUUAUAUGAGCAAGGAGGCCGACGAGGUCUAUUCCCAACUCUUUCAACUGCCACUUCGAUGGCCAGUCUACGAUCGCAAGAUUCGACACGAGUACAGCGAGGAACGAGUCCUUCCUCACAACCUCUCCGAUCUAUACCUCGACCUACUCCAAGACAACAUCACUCAUAUCUGGGAUGUCAUUCACUCCGAGAACAAGACACCGCUCAUGCCUAAUAUGGUCACAGUGCUAUCGAUGAUGUCAUGCACAUUCCUUACAGACCUCUUGGACAACAUAUUCUAUCACAAUGAGUUGACAAACUACCGAUUCAGUAAAUCAGUUCAUACAUUGAUAGGACGAACCAAGGAGGUCACAAUCGAAGAGGUCAUCCGCGCUGCAAGAGCAAUCGAUACACCAAAGAAAUCAAUGCCGGUGCUUAACAAAUUGGCCUCGGUCGUCAAUGACUACAAUAACCUUGACAACAAGAUUGCACGUCUAAGGGAGGAGGUGACAGAACCAAUUCGACAACUGUUCAAACCUGGUUGGAAGGUCAAGGUGGCAAGGUUGGCGAAUGGCUUUUAUUAUGUUACUCCGCUUGGCCGUGUUAUAACAGAGGGUGUCAAGAUGGCCCUGUGUCGUUGUUAUCAAAAGGAACAUAGUGAUCCAUUCAUUAUGAAGAAGGUACAAAUCUACAACAACCUGAUGACGCCGAUAUGGAAGGCCGAGAAGGAGAUCCGAAAGAACCCAGCAGCGUACGAGCGCAAGAAUGAUGGACACAUCCAUCAUUAUCGCUUCCCAUUCAUUGAAGAAGAAGGCUUCAGGCAGCUCAGAACAAAGUUCAGAAAGUACGCCGCCAAGUACAAGACCAGCAUAGCCUAA
Acytostelium subglobosum LB1 is the source of this 1299-nucleotide messenger RNA. RefSeq lists its product as hypothetical. The record is from RefSeq and is a predicted model, not a curated record. Lineage: Eukaryota; Evosea; Eumycetozoa; Acytosteliales; Acytosteliaceae. The coding region runs from base 1 to 1299 and encodes 432 amino acids. The transcript is spliced from 4 exons.